AUGAGCACUGCGGCGGAACCAGCCUUAUCCGACCUCCCAGAGGUGGCGCCUUCCCGCCUUCCCCACGAGGGCCUUCAGCCUGUACAUCCAGACAGAGCGACUAUUUCCCCGCUAAACUCGAACAUCGACACCGGAAAAAUACGCGCUGAAGGCGAGGAAGAGAGGCCCCGUCGUCGUAAGAUAUGCGGAUGCGCGCCUAAGACAUUCUGGAUCAUAAGUACUAUUGUUGCAGUGGUGGUGAUUGGGGCAGCAGUGGGCGGAGGAAUAGGAGGAGCCCUCAGGCACAAGAAGGAGGAGCCAUCCGCAGCGCAAUCGGUGUCCACGAGCUCUGGGUCAUCGCCUUCCACGAACCUAAUCACCGCGUCUUCGGACUCAAUCAUCGCUUCAGUGACCAUUACUGAGGUUCCCGGUCCUACAACUACCCUACUCAGCGACUGUCCUUCUUCGAACAACACUGUCUACAACAUCUCAUAUGGAUCCUCGAAGCCUAUGUCUUUCCUGAAAAUUUGCGGCAAGAGCUAUCUCAACAGCAUAUAUGGCACCGGCGUGAACAGCGUGAAUCAGCAGACACAGUCCCUCAACGACUGCAUACAGCUGUGUGCGGCGUUCAAUACCAAGAACAAGACGGAGAUCGCAGAUGGCACGAGUAGCCCAUGCAAUGCUGUGUGUUGGAGGAAUACAUUUAAGAACAAUGAUUUCCCUGGCCAGUGCUUUAGAUACUUGACACAGAAAUCUUCGAAUGAAUUUAUUAUCAGAGAUGAAAGAAAUUGUGACUCGGCGGCAUGGAUCAACCAAUAG
Molecule: messenger RNA, 798 nt
Organism: Aplosporella prunicola CBS 121167
Lineage: Eukaryota; Fungi; Ascomycota; Dothideomycetes; Botryosphaeriales; Aplosporellaceae
Exons: 1
Coding region: 1-798 (265 amino acids)
Source: RefSeq, a predicted model, not a curated record